Rhododendron vialii is the source of this 4276-nucleotide messenger RNA. Its product is annotated as systemin receptor SR160. Lineage: Eukaryota; Viridiplantae; Streptophyta; Magnoliopsida; Ericales; Ericaceae. The transcript has a single exon. Bases 270 to 3872 code for a protein of 1200 amino acids. The record is from RefSeq and is a predicted model, not a curated record. Gene Ontology annotation, biological process: protein phosphorylation. Gene Ontology annotation, molecular function: protein kinase activity; ATP binding; protein binding. Gene Ontology annotation, cellular component: plasma membrane.
UAUACCCUCCUUACCUUCUUUACCCCAUUCUUUUGACUCCAAACUCACCUCCUUUCCCUCACCACCCCCCCCUUCCCUCUCUCUAAAAACGUUCAUGCAUCCAACUUUCUUUCUCUCUCUACCUCUCUGCAAGAAACUGGAGCUAGCUCUUCUUCUCUCUCAUCAUCAUCUCCCUUCUUCUCUCUCAUCAUCAUCUCCAAUGGUCGAGCUGAAAUGAAAGUCUAGAUAUAGAGAGAGAAAAAAGCCUACUAGCCUCUCAAAUUCCUAAGAUGACGGUGACUCACAGUACCUCAAACGCUCUCAGAUUCCUCUCUCUCCUCUCCCUCCUCCUCUUUCUCUCUCUAAACCCCUCCUCCUCUGCUUCCCUCUCCAAGGACUCGCAACAGCUCUUGAGCUUCAAAUCCUCACUCCCCAAUCCAAACCCACUUCCAGAUUGGCUCCAAAACGACUCCCCUUGCAACUUCACCGGAGUUUCUUGCACGAACUCCAGAGUCUCAUCAGUAAACCUCGAUUCUAUCCAGCUUAGCACCGACUUCUCAUCCGUCUCCUCGCUCCUGCUCUCUCUCACCAACCUGGAGUCUCUCUCUCUAAAAAGCUCGAAUCUUUCUGGCUCAAUCACUUCAAUAUCCAAAACCCAAUGCAGUUCUGUCCUUAUUUCAGUAGAUCUGGCUGAGAAUUCUCUCUCCGGUCCAAUCUCUGAUAUACAGAGCUUCUCCCCCUGUUCUAGCCUGACCUCUCUGAACCUCUCUCAAAACUUCUUCGACUUCAACCUCGCACCCAAAGCCCUUUCCGACGGAUUGGGAUUGAACUUCACCACCCUGGAUCUUUCCUACAACAAGAUUUCCGGCCAAAACGCCGUCGCUUGGCUACUCCCCAACGGCUAUGAUAAUCUCCAGUACUUUUCUUUUAAAGGAAACAAAGUCUCCGGUCAAUUUCCGGUCACAAAUUGCAAGUCUUUGGAGUACUUAGAUCUCUCGGCCAACAAUUUCACAGCUGAGCUUCCUUUGUUUACCAACUGUUCUUCACUCCAACACCUCGAUUUGUCAACCAACAAGUUUUCCGGUGAAAUAGUUGGUUCUCUCUCCUCCUGCAAGAGCCUCACUUUCUUGAACUUGAGCUACAACCUGUUCUCCGGCGACUUCCCGGCGUUCUCCGGCGGGGGGAUACAGUACCUGUACCUCGCCGGCAACAAUUUUUACGGCGAGUUAACGGAGAAUAUAACUGGGUCUUUGUGCUCGAGUCUGGUGGAGUUGGAUCUCUCGUUCAACAAUUUGUCUGGCUCUGUCCCUGAAUCUUUGGGUAAAUGCUCUGAUUUGGAAUCUCUUGUUAUUUCCAACAACAACUUUUCUGGUGAGUUAUCAAUCAACACCCUUUUCCAGCUGUCGAAUUUGAAGCACAUUUCGUUAGCGGUCAACAACUUUGUUGGUUCUCUGCCUGAUGAUUCUUUCUCAAACUUGACAAAUUUGGAAACUUUGGAUUUGAGUUCCAAUAACCUUACCGGGUCUGUCCCUACUAGUAUUUGUCAAAACCCUGGUAACAGCUUGAUGGUGUUGUACCUUCAGAACAAUUACUUGACCGGUCCGGUACCGGAGAGUUUAAGCAAUUGUUCUCAAUUAGUUUCGCUUGAUCUGAGCUUUAAUUUCCUCACCGGUACAAUCCCAUCAAGCUUGGGAUCUUUGUCCAAGCUGAAGGAUUUGAUGCUGUGGUUGAAUCAGCUCGAAGGAGAAAUCCCACAGGAGCUGAUGUAUUGCCAGUCACUGGAGAACUUAAUUCUUGAUUUCAAUUUCUUGAGUGGUACAAUCCCAGCUAGUUUGAGCAAUUGCACCAAGUUGAACUGGAUUUCCUUGUCCAACAACAAGUUGGUUGGGGAAAUCCCGUCCUCGUUCGGGGGGUUGUCGAAUUUAGCUAUCCUCAAACUCGGGAACAACUCGAUAACUGGGAAUAUCCCGCCCGAGCUUGGGGAUUGCCAGAGCCUGAUUUGGUUGGAUCUCAACACCAAUCUCCUGAAUGGGACUAUCCCACCUGCUCUAUUCAAGCAAUCUGGGUAUAUAGCAGUUGGGUUACUCACAGGAAAGAGGUAUAUCUAUAUCAGGAAUGAUGGGAGUCAGGAAUGCCAUGGAGCUGGGAAUUUGCUUGAGUUUGGGGGUAUAAGGCUAGACCAACUGGGCAGGAUUUCCACAAGGCACCCCUGCAAUUUCACUAGGGUGUAUGCUGGAAUCACACAGCCCACUUUCAACCACAACGGAUCGUUGAUUCUGCUCGAUCUAUCGUACAAUCUCUUGGAGGGUUCCAUUCCUAAGGAACUCGGGUCGACGUACUAUCUAUCCGUGUUGAAUUUGGGGCAUAAUGAUCUUUCAGGUCCAAUCCCUCCGGAGCUUCAGGGGUUGAAGAUGGUGGAUAUUGUUGAUCUUUCGUAUAACAUGCUAAACGGGUCGAUCCCACAGUCUUUAACUAGCCUUGCAUUGCUUGGGGCCAUUGACCUUUCAAAUAACAACCUCUCUGGGAUGAUUCCUCAAUCGGCUCCGUUAGAUACCAUGCCCGCUUCUGGGUUCUUGAAUAAUUCCGGGCUCUGUGGGUAUCCACUUCCGAAUUGUGGGUCUAAUUCUGGCUUAAAUUCGAGCGGGCAGCACCAGAAGUCUCACAGAAGAGAAGCGUCGCUAGCCGGAAGUGUGGCUAUGGGGUUAUUGUUUGCCCUGUUUUGCAUCGUUGGUUUCAUUAUAGUUGCUGUUGAAACAAGGAAAAGGAGGAGAAAGAAGGAAGAGGCCAUUGAAGCUUAUUUGGAAAACAAUUCCCAUUCGGGGAAUGGUUCCGCGUGGAAACUAACCGGUGCGCGUGAAGCUUUGAGUAUAAAUCUAUCCACAUUUGAAAAGCCUCUUCGGAAACUCACUUUCGCGGAUCUGCUUGAGGCCACAAACGGGUUCCACAACGAUACCCUUAUUGGGUCAGGCGGAUUUGGGGACGUUUAUAGAGCGCAGUUGAAGGACGGAAGCGUUGUGGCGAUCAAGAAACUAAUUCAUAUAAGCGGACAAGGGGAUAGGGAAUUCACUGCAGAAAUGGAAACGAUAGGGAAGAUCAAGCACCGGAAUCUCGUUCCCCUCCUUGGAUACUGCAAAGUAGGAGAGGAAAGGCUUCUGGUGUACGAGUACAUGAAGUAUGGGAGCCUUGAGGAUGUUUUGCACGAUCGCAAGAAGAUAGGGAUCAAGUUGAAUUGGAGUGCUCGGAGGAAAAUCGCUAUAGGUGCCGCGAGGGGGUUGGCUUUCCUCCACCACAAUUGCAUUCCGCACAUAAUUCAUCGUGACAUGAAGUCUAGCAAUGUGUUGGUUGAUGAGAAUUUGGAGGCUAGGGUUUCGGAUUUUGGAAUGGCUAGGCUCAUGAGUGCAAUGGACACUCACUUGAGUGUCAGUACAUUAGCUGGGACGCCCGGUUAUGUACCACCCGAAUACUAUCAGAGCUUUAGGUGUUCGACGAAAGGUGAUGUUUACAGUUAUGGGGUGGUUCUGUUGGAGUUGUUAACGGGAAAACAACCUACUGAUUCGGCUGAUUUCGGUGAUAAUAAUCUUGUGGGGUGGGUGAAGCAACAUGCCAAAUUGAAGGUCAGUGAUGUUUUUGACCCUGUGUUGAUGAAAGAGGACCCAACUUUGGAAAUUGAGCUUUUACAACACUUGAAGGUGGCUUGUGCUUGUUUGGACGAUCGGCCCUUCCGGCGACCCACAAUGAUUCAAGUCAUGGCAAUGUUCAAGGAGAUCCAGGCGGGGUCCGGGAUCGAUUCAACGUCCACGAUCGCAGCGGAUGAUUCAAGUGGUGGUUUUUGUGCAGUAGAAGGAGGAGGGGUGGAAAUGAGCAUAAAAGAAGACACUGAACUUGGCAAGUAGUAGAUGGAAAUUUGAAGUAAUUUUCUGGAGAGUUUCUUUGAAAGAAGAAGGCAAAAUUUUCCCCCCCAUCUCCUUUUACUACUUUCAACAAUGUCAUAAAAAGCUGCCUUUGUAUUUGUAGAAUCAGUUGAAUGUAUGUAAAAUUAGUCCCUGAUAAAAUGUUGUUACACAUAAAGGGUUGGUUAACCUUGUUGUAAAGCUGUACAUAAAUAGCUUUGAGUUUUGUUUUCUUGUUUAUGUGCUUAGUUAUGAUCUAUUGGAAGGGAACAUUGGAUUCAGAUAUACUGUAGUACUUGAAAGAGGCUGUUGGAUCUGUGGCCUCAGUGAUCUGUGACUCAAGUGAAGGGUGUUGUUCUUUUGGCCUUUUACUUUGGGUUAAUUCAUGUACUUCCUUCAUUUCUUCA